AUGUUAGCCGCCCUAAAUCGAUUCAUCUCCAAAUUCGCGGAUUGCUGCAGACCGUUUUAUCAACUUCUGAAGAAAUGGAAGGGGUUUCAUUGGGACGAGGAAUUCGACAAGGCCUUUCGAGAACUAAAGGAGUACUUGGCAAAAGUGCCCAUGCUAACAGCCCCGGAGUUCGGGGAGGAUUUGUUUAUGUACCUCUCAGUGUCUGACCAUGCCGUGAGUGCUGUGUUACUAAGGGACCAAGGAGUACAGCAGCCAGUGUAUUACAUAAGCAAAACCUUAGUAGAUGCCGAGACGAGAUACCUGCCCCUUGAGAAGCUAGUUUUGGCACUAGUGCACGCCACGAGGAAGUUGCCGCAUUACUUUCAGGCUCAUACGGUAUUCGUCCUCACCGAGUAUCCCCUGCAGUCGUUGCUAAAGAGAUCGGACUUCACGGGCCGAAUAGCCAAAUGGGGAACUCGUUUGGGUUCGUUUGACAUAAGGUACCGACCGCGAAGCUCGGUAAAGGGACAGGUUCUUGCUGAUUUCAUUGUAGAAUUCACCCCUAAGAACGACGGGAAGAUGAUUUGUAAUGCGGAGCGUCGUCCGUGGAAAGUGUUUGUAGACGGUGCUUCGAAUGCUAUGGGGGCCGUAGCUGGUAUUGUCAUAAUCACCUUGGAGGGCAUACGAUUAGAACACUCCUUCAGAUUAGGAUUCAAAGUCUCAAACAACGAAGCCAAGUAUGAAGCCUUCCUGGUCGGGUUGAGGGCCGUAUUGCGUUUAGGCACGAAAGAUGUUGAGAUUUAUUCAGACUCUCGACUGGUCGUUUAUCAAAUCAUAGGAAGCUUCGAAGCUCGGGACUUUCGGAUGAAAGCCUAUCUGAGUGCGGCUAAGCAGAUCAUUGGCCGGUUCAGGACAGUGAAGGUAGCUCAGGUAGGUCGAGCACAAAACAGACAUGCCGACUCGCUGGCCACGUUGGCUUCGUUCUCUACCGAGAAUAUACCUCGGUUGGUCAAGAUAGAGCUUAUAAGGGAGCCAAGCAUCGAGGUGAAAAGUGAUGACAACCUGGCUGGGGUUGAAGUUGCCAUGAUGUCAAUGGCAAAUCCGUGUUGGAUGAACCCGAUCAUAGACUUCAUAGCCGAGGAUAAAGUUCCGAAUGAUGAAAAGGACGCCAAAAAGAUUCAUCGGGUGGCUUCCCGGUACUGGCUGUCGGCAGAUCGCAAGUUGUAUCGGAGGUCUUUCGCAGGCCCUUACCUUUUAUGUCUACAUCAUAAGAAAGUGAACGAACUUCUGACCAAGCUACAUGAAGGAGUGUGUGGUGGCCAUGUCAGGGGACGAUCUCUAGCGCACAGGGCCAUGACCCAGGGGUUUUGGUGGCCACAUAUGUAG
Messenger RNA from Quercus lobata, 1365 nucleotides. RefSeq lists its product as uncharacterized. NCBI's taxonomy places the organism in Eukaryota, Viridiplantae, Streptophyta, Magnoliopsida, Fagales, Fagaceae. The coding region runs from base 1 to 1365 and encodes 454 amino acids. The transcript has a single exon. The record is from RefSeq and is a predicted model, not a curated record. Gene Ontology annotation, molecular function: RNA-DNA hybrid ribonuclease activity; nucleic acid binding.